AUGACAAACUACCACUUCGGUAUCGAGAUCGAGGUGCUCGUUGAGCCCCAUAGAAUCCGAGCACCUCUAGACCAUGCCCUCUACUACGACAAGCUCUCGAAGUCCCUACGGAAGCGAGGUCUCAAAGCCGUAGCAAAUGAUCUCCAGCCUGGGGGCCGUAGAAAGCGUCCCGAUCUCUACGACAAGUGGUGGAUCACUCGUGAUGGCUCUCUCGACAAUUCCGGGGCCAACAUUGGUAAGAUGCUGCUCUCGUUCAUGAUCAAGGCAAAUCAACUGCUAACGAGCCGAUUGUCAGUGCCUAUGGAAGCCGUCUCGCCAGUGAUGAACUGCCGCGCCACUUGGGAGAGUGAGAUCGACACCUUUUGGAAGGCCAUGAGCGCCGUCUUCCACAUGCCACAGCGCUCACCCAAGUGCGGGAGCCACAUCCACAUAUCCAACACCGGAGCCAAGUCGUUCUCGCUCGAUCAGCUCAAGACAAUCGCAUUCGGCGUUGUCCUCUACGAGCCACUCAUCUCGGAAUGUCUUAUGUCCAUCCGCACCACAAACGGGUACUGCCAGCCCAACUCGGCUGCUUCAACCAAGCUAAGGUCAUGCGGAGGCCCGAGCGACAUGGCGCGGCUCAUUCGAGGCGCCACCAACCGGGACGAUCUCGUCGAGGUCAUGCAAGACGAUAGGAGAGUCUUGUGGAACUUUGAGAAUGUCGUCAGGGGCAAGUCUGGCACUAUCGAGUUCCGCGGAGGCAGAUGCCUUAGAGGCCCAGUCAGAACAAAGCGCUGGAUCGCCUUCGCUGUUGCUCUGAUCCACGCUAUCCUGGACAUGAGACAGAACGACUUGAGCCACCCUAGCUCCCCUACUCUCCAAGGUAACAAGUUCACUGCGGCCGGUCUCUACUCCAAGGUGAAGAGCGCUGCCCGUAGUCUUGCGAUGGCCGAAUUGCUUCCGGAUGAUUACAGAGUUCUCAACGAGUCAAGGAACAGCUAG
This is a messenger RNA of Thyridium curvatum, 981 nucleotides long. RefSeq lists its product as uncharacterized. NCBI's taxonomy places the organism in Eukaryota, Fungi, Ascomycota, Sordariomycetes, Thyridiales, Thyridiaceae. The transcript is spliced from 2 exons. The record is from RefSeq and is a predicted model, not a curated record. Bases 1 to 981 code for a protein of 326 amino acids.